AUGCUAUACCACGAGUUCAAGUACAAGGUGGAGUUGGAAAAUUACGACAAAUUGAACUUAAUUCAAUAUACUAUGGAAUAGUAAGGAAUGAACUUAGAAGAGAUUCUAGAUAGACAACAAUUAAAUAAGGUGAUGAUGACUGUGAAGAAAUUAAUAUUUUCUUAAUGUCCUGAUUUGAAUAGAGAAUAAAAAUAUUUGAACUUUUUGGCUUAGUUGAUUAUAAUUAGGUUUUUUAUAUUGAUGUUGAAUUCGCCAUUUCGUUUUAACAUACUCGAAUACUUUUAAGAGAGUUGUGAUGCAGAAUUAUUGAAUAUAUUGUUGCCAAUAAUUUUGUCGAUGUUUCUAGAGUUCAUCUUGCUCUAUUGUUUGGUGUUUGUAUUAGUGAUUGCAUUGCCAUUACUUUGUUGUUUGUCAAUUUACAGGAAAGGGAAACAUUUAUAUUCGAUUAGGCGAUUAAAGAAAUAUUUGGAUUCUAUUCCUCCUCACAAAUACACAGGUUCAGAUGAUACUUGGAUGAAAGAGGACAAGACUUGUUGUAUUUGUAUGCAGGAAUAUGUUUAGCAUGAGAACAUUCUGUAAUUACCUUGCAGUGGAUAACACUAGUUUCAUGAAUUAUGCAUCAGGAAUUGGUUCAAUGUAUCGACUAGUUGUCCAAUUUGCAGAUAAUAGUUAGGUUGA
Paramecium tetraurelia is the source of this 678-nucleotide messenger RNA. RefSeq lists its product as uncharacterized. The record is from RefSeq and is a predicted model, not a curated record. The transcript is spliced from 4 exons. NCBI's taxonomy places the organism in Eukaryota, Ciliophora, Oligohymenophorea, Peniculida, Parameciidae.